AAAAAAUAAAAUAAAAAAAAAAUGCUUUAAACUGAAUAAUCCGAAACAACCCAAAGCAUCGAAAAUUUUAAAAAUUUCUAAGUAUAUGUUCGUAUAAAGCCCUAACAAGAAGAUUAAAAAAAGCAAGGAAGUAUAGUAAAAGUAAUUGAAGACACCAUAAUAUUAAGCGAUCCCGAAUACAAAUACAUUGAUUAAAAAGAAAAGUAAUUUCAAUUUGACUGUAUACUAAACUAAUACUGUACAAACCAACAAGUAUUUGAACGUUCGGUUCUUCCCUCCCUUUCUGUGCUUCUUUAAGGUUAUAAUGCCACUUUUUUCGCCUAUGGAAUAACAGGUUCGGGGAAAACACAUACUAUUUUUGGAAAAAACGGAGGUUUAGUAAAUGAUUAAGUGGAACCUUAUGAUAGGGGAAUAUGCUAUAUGGCAAUAGAACAUGUAUUAAAUAAUAUAGACAUGACCAAUACUAAACUGAAGUUUAGUUAUUUAGAAAUUUAUAACGAAAACGUGAGAGAUUUAUUAAAUGGAUAAAAUAAUUUAAAAAAUCUCAAUAUUAUUGAAGAUCCUAUAAAAAAAAACAUAUAUGUUCAAGAUUUAAAAGAAUAUUAAAUUUUUAGUAUUUAAUAAAUACAAGAGCUCAUAUAAGAAGGAAAUUCAAGACGUUCAUUAGCCUGUACAUUUGGAAAUUAAUUUUCAUCACGUUCCCAUGCAAUUCUAAUAUUUAAUAUAGUAUAAAAAUUAAACUCUGAUGCCUCCAAGCCUGAAGAAACAAUUUUCUCUAAAUUAACAAUUAUAGAUUUAGCAGGAAGUGAAAAAAUGACAUAAGAUAAAUAAGCAAAAGGAAUAUUAGAAGGUUCUAAUAUAAAUAAAAGUCUUUUAGCCUUAGGAAAUUGCAUAAACAUAUUAUCUGAUAGAAAAAAAGCUACAGGAACUCAUAUUCCAUAUAGAGAUUCUAAACUGACUAGAAUUUUGAAAGAUUCAUUAGGUGGAAACACGAAAACAAUAAUGAUUGCGUGUAUUUCUUAAAAUUAUUUAUGUAUAGAUGAGACUUUAAAUACAUUGACAUAUGCAUAAAGGGCUACAAAUAUAAAAAGAAAAAUAAUUAAAAAUAUUUAAAUAGAAUAUGGUAGUUUCGAAUAAAUGGAAUAUAUAAAAAGUUUGGAAAAACAAGUUUGUUUUUAUAAAGAGAAAAUGACUGGAUACCAACCAAUUAUUAAUGUGAGUAAUUAAAAUUUAGAAAGAAAAGAAGUCGAAGAAUAAAUUAAAGAAAUAGAAAAAUAAUUAGAAAACUGUUAAGAUAGUGAAGAAGAAUUUUUAAAUAGAUUAUGUAAUGAUUUAUAUUAAAAUAUAGAAGAAAAUUAUUAAUUGGUGAGCAGUUUAAAAGAAAUCGAUUAGAUUUUAGUUUAGGAUUAUGCAUAGCUUGAUUAAUAUUAAAAAAGUUAAAAUAUGUAACAUAUAGUGGAAUAAAUUUAAAGUUCUAUU
Molecule: messenger RNA, 1479 nt
Organism: Ichthyophthirius multifiliis
Lineage: Eukaryota; Ciliophora; Oligohymenophorea; Hymenostomatida
Product: kinesin family protein, putative
Exons: 3
Biological process (GO): microtubule-based movement; mitotic spindle organization
Molecular function (GO): microtubule binding; ATP binding; microtubule motor activity
Source: RefSeq, a predicted model, not a curated record